GACUCUUGAGUCGGAGGACGCAAGCACGGCGCGAUGUAACCCCUCACUAAACGAUCCCACAACCAUCUACUGCACGGCCCGGGCUUGCACACUCGCGGGCUAGCAAGCUUCAUUGGCGAUGACUACGUCGAUGUCUACUCAUACGACGCCUUCUGGCUACCUCCUUCCCUCAAUACAUUCAAUGCCGCCUUUCUUCACACAGCAACCGAACCCCGCCACACAAGCGACCGUGACCGAGAACUGGACGCGACUGAUCCUCUCGUACGCACGACAUCGGAGGCUAUUCUAUCUGCGUGUGGAGGACGCGGAGACGAAGGGCAGCGAGUGGGAUGAGGUUUUGAGGAAUGAGAGGAUAAACCGUCGGCUCAUGCCAUCGCAUAUGUCCUUCAUAAUGGCGGACAUGGUGUCGAAGAACCUAGCAGUCUACGAGCCUCCCAGGCAAACACGGACUGUGCUUUUGCACUGGAGGCUGCCGGAAGAAUGGGCGGAAGUCCUACAUGAAUGGGCAUCUUCAACAGCUCAACUCAAUACCAUCCUCACCUUCUAUGAGAUCAUCGAGCCGCCUGUGCCAUCGCCACUGUCCGGGAUCCCGGCAACGCUACUACGCCGCGCAGUCGCCAUCCUGACGAAGACCAACCGCGCCCAGGUCAUCGCAGUUGCGGACGGCGAGGGUGUCCGGUUCUUGCCCGGUAACCCGGCGAGGUGAAAUGAUGCUGCUGCAUUGCCCCAACCACGAUUAGAUCCGUUGGUGUAUCUGUACACUACUGUACAUCUAGCUGUUUUCUAGACCACUAACGACCCCGAGAU
Molecule: messenger RNA, 807 nt
Organism: Rhodofomes roseus
Lineage: Eukaryota; Fungi; Basidiomycota; Agaricomycetes; Polyporales; Fomitopsidaceae
Product: ESCRT-II complex vps25 subunit
Exons: 5
Coding region: 119-706 (195 amino acids)
Biological process (GO): protein transport to vacuole involved in ubiquitin-dependent protein catabolic process via the multivesicular body sorting pathway
Cellular component (GO): ESCRT II complex
Molecular function (GO): protein homodimerization activity; structural molecule activity
Source: RefSeq, a predicted model, not a curated record